Neurospora crassa OR74A is the source of this 1023-nucleotide messenger RNA. RefSeq lists its product as hypothetical. NCBI's taxonomy places the organism in Eukaryota, Fungi, Ascomycota, Sordariomycetes, Sordariales, Sordariaceae. The coding region runs from base 1 to 1023 and encodes 340 amino acids. The transcript is spliced from 2 exons. The record is from RefSeq and is a predicted model, not a curated record.
AUGUACAGGCCUGGCCGGGGGGCCUCGGGCUCGUGGACAUGGAACAUCUUCGACUUCUUCAUCACGGCCUUCAGUCCCAUCUUCUCCUUUCGGAACCUUAACCUGACGACCACCUAUCGAAUAUAUGGAGACGACGAGGUCUCAAAGUACUGCCAAGCGUCCGAGCUGGGAGUCUCGGUUUUUGACCCUCGACUGGCGCCGUACAGCCGGAAUACAUUUGACCAGCUUGCCCAGCACAUCGAGGCCACACAUUUCAUCAACUACUCCUGGUCGUUGGUCCAUGAAGAAACCUGCAGGAGUCACCCACCAAACCACGCCAGAAGGAGACAUUUUGCCCGGCCAUACCACUCUCAAUUUACGAAAUCCACCUACCUGUCGAAAAUCAAAACCACGUGGUGGUUGCAACCUUUCUUCUGGCAGUUGGCACGCCAAAAUCGAACCAAUGAAGAGUUUGAAAACGACAAGCAGCGCUCUGUAAAAAUCCUCUUCUGGGAUCACCGCCUGGAGCAGGACAUCCUUGAUGAAGGCGGUGUCGACUUUUCAUGGCUGGGUGACGACAUCGAACGGUGGGAUUUCCAGACCUGGUCACCAUUCGAGUACCAUUUCUUCCCGGAGCCCUGGUUUGAUGACGACGGCUGGCCGGUCGCCCCUCCACGUGUGAACUGCGGGAGGGCUUUGGCCUCUUUAGGAAUUUUGGAAGGAGACGAAGAGGCGAUCAGGGAAGGACGGGAGCAUGGCAUCGUUUUUCACAAUGCCGCCAACGACACGGUCGCCCAAGUCCUUUCCUGGCUUCGCUUCAUGAAGAUGACGGAAGAGGAGUGGCAAAAGUGGUAUGAGAAGCAAGAAAACCUGCCCUCUAUAUGCUUGGACUGGGUCGAUCCGGCAAUUUAUAGGGAAAAUUACGCUAAGAGGCUAGAGGUGGGUGAAGAGCCGCUGCCGCCGUCACCAUUUCCGUUAGACAUGUGGGCGGACACUUCGUGCAAGCAGUGGAAGGAGGAGUGGGAAAAGAACCCAUGUUGGUAG